This is a messenger RNA of Fragaria vesca subsp. vesca, 636 nucleotides long. Its product is annotated as protein FAR1-RELATED SEQUENCE 5-like. The record is from RefSeq and is a predicted model, not a curated record. NCBI's taxonomy places the organism in Eukaryota, Viridiplantae, Streptophyta, Magnoliopsida, Rosales, Rosaceae. The transcript has a single exon. Bases 1 to 636 code for a protein of 211 amino acids.
AUGGAGGAAAUAAUUGAAGACGAUGAAGAACUCAAAGUGGGAACUCAAGUACACUCAGAUGAGGAGGCUUACAAUUUAUAUAAUACCUAUGCUUUGAGGAAGGGUUUCAGUGUUCGUAAGUCACAUAUUAGAAGAGAUGCAUCAAAUAACAUCCGGUUACGAGAGUUUGUAUGUUCAAAGGAAGGGUUUGCACAAGACCAAGAUGUGUUUGAACCAACCAAACAUAGGAAGUUGGAAACAAGAGUCGGUUGCAAGGCUAUGAUAUCGUUUAUUGUGAAAGAUGGGAUAUGGACAAUAUCACAUAUCAAUUCAGAUCAUAACCAUGAGCUUGCAAACCCUGAAGAAAGGCAAUUUUUGAGAUCUGGGCGAAAAGUAACAGAUGCUUGUGGACAAGUUUUUACUUCCAUGAAAGUUGCAAGAAUAGGAGCAACAAAAGCAUUUUUUUACAUAGCAAAUGAAGUGGGUGGUUCAGAAAAUGUUGGGUGCACUAAGAAAGACGUCUACAACUACUUGCAAAGAAAAAAGAAUGAAAUGGUGGAAGCAGGUGAUGCACAAAGCUUGCUGAAUCACUUUAAGCACAAACAAGGUGAGGACCCUAACUUUUUCUAUUCAAUGCAAUUGGACCAAUAUAGCUGA